AUGUCUCAAACUUGGUCAUCAUCAGGAUCACAAUCAUCUGCUUCAGCUACUAGGUAUGAAGUUGUUUGAUUUAUUAUGCUACUGUAACUUUUUAUUUUUGGCUUAAUUCCAUUUUAUUGUUAAUAAAUAUAACCCAGCACUGAAUAUAUUUACAAUUUUAACUCUCAUGUCUUUUUAAACAACAGCUCUCAAGAGGAAGGCAACUCCACUUUAACUAACUGUAAGUAUUUUACUGGGUAUUACUGUAAUGCAUUGGGGAUUGAUCAUUUGUUACAUCUCAGGGAGAGGUAGUGGGGUUUUUUUUGGUUUUUUUUUUUGGGGGGGGGGUUUUUUAGAUGGCAAUUUUAGGUGGAUAGUUCCUGAAGGGAAAGGGAGGUUAAAUUUUGAAUUGCUCAUCCGUUCUUUUCUUGCAUUCAAUUUGCCCAUUGAUUAUCCAGUGACCAAUCAAAUCACUCUUCCAGUUUCAGCUUGUCCCAGGGCUUAUGGCAAUGCAGGCAGCCGAGCACUGGGAACGCGGAUAGAGAAAUAGUUUAACAGUGAUAAACUAAUGCCCAAUUUUUCAAUUGGCACUUCCUCAUAACCAGGGCUCACAUUGAAAUGUUUUAUGUCUAUUGACAUUCCAAUUUUUUUUGGAAAGGGGGGGGGAAUAUUUAAUCUUGAGUUAUAACAAUUAUAUGGGGGAUAUUUUAUUGAUAGAUUUUAAAGAAAAACCACCACCCCUUCCUCAGACAUAAUAAACGAUUGAUCAGGCUUAAAAAAAAAUACCUGUGGUGUUCCGGUUCCCGACCGACCCUAUUUUUUUCUGCUGACCCUAUUAUUUUUUCCUAUUGACCGUGCUACCCUAUUUUCUCCAGGUGGUUGCAGGCUGAUCACACACACAGUUGACACCAUUGUAGCAGAUGAAACAGGUUCAAUUAAAUUGGUUCUAUGGGAGAAUACUAUCGAAAAGAUUGAAACUGGAAAGAGUUAUCACAUAGAAAGCUGCAAGAUUUGUGUUUUUGAUGACUGCAAAUAUGUCAACACUAAUGAAGACACAAAGAUAACAGAAAUUGAAGAGAUCACCAAUUUCAUGCUUGACACACCAGAUCUGCAAGACAAUCUUAUCACUGGUGAAUGUGUGGGUGUUGAUAUGAAAAAAAGCAGCUCUUGUAUCUUCUGCAAUAAAACGCUUGAGGGAUUGGACCUAACUGCAAAAAUUAUUAAAUGCCCUAACUGCAAAAUUACCAUGCUAAAAAGCUCUAUAAAGACGAAGCUUGUAUGCCAACUUCUUAUGCAGGUUGAUAAUCAAAUUCAAGUUUAUACUGCCUUCAAUGAUGCAAUAAUGCCGAGUUUUUGCUGCAACAUUGGUGAUAAAAAGAUUGAAGAUAUGGAAGAUGAGGAGUUAACUCUUGCAUUACUCAACGCUGGUUCACAAACGAUUCUGGCUGACAAUCCUGCCAAGACAAUCUGCCACAGUUCUUGCCAAAGACCAAGUCAAACUUAA
Molecule: messenger RNA, 1483 nt
Organism: Paramuricea clavata
Lineage: Eukaryota; Metazoa; Cnidaria; Anthozoa; Malacalcyonacea; Plexauridae
Source: the annotation of a GenBank genome assembly